AUGCCCAGGAGGGCGCUCUGGGAGGCUCUGUCCCUACUCCUGAUGGUUCUCUGCGGACACUCCGGCCACGUCCACGCCUGCCCACACCCAUGCGCCUGCUACGUUCCCAGCGAAGUCCACUGCACCUUCCGCUCCUUGGCCGCCGUACCUGCUGGCAUUUCCAAACACGUGGAAAGGAUCAAUUUGGGGUGCGUCUUCAAAUUCAGCUACAACAAACUGAGGGUCAUCGCAGAGCGGACGCUGCAGGGGCUGUCCAGCCUGGUGCGGCUGUACGUGGACCACAACCAGAUCGAGUUCCUGCACCCCCAAGCCCUGCGCGGCCUCACGGCCCUGAGGUUGGUGAACCUGGAAGGCAACCUGCUCCACCAGGUGCACCCCGCCGCCUUCUCCACCUUCUCUUUCCUCGGCCACUUCCAGCUGUCCACCGUCAGGCACCUGUACCUGGGCGACAAUGCGCUGGCCUCGCUGCCCGCCGGCCUCCUCCAGAACAUGCCACUGCUGGACAACCUCUACCUGCACGGCAACCCGUGGGCCUGCGGUUGCCACAUGGCCUGGUUCCGACGCUGGGGAGCCAGGGACAGAGGGGUCCUCAAAUGCAAAAAGGACAAGGCGUACGAGGGCGGUCAGCUGUGUGCGACGUGCUUCAGUCCCCGGCGGCUACUCAAACAGGAGAUCCACAAGGUCGGGGAUGUCGCUUGCACCAAGCCGCUCAUCCAGUCCCCUCUGAGGCUGAACAGCAGUGCAAGCAGUGAGGAGGAGACAGGGGAUGAAGAGGAAGACGUGGAUGACCAGUCCUUCCUCGACCGCCUCCAGCUGCCCGCGUGGAACGUGUCUCUGAACAUGACCGACGAGCAUGGGAACACAGUGGACCUCACCUGCCGCAUCAAGCAGCCGUCCGAGCUGGCCGCCGUCCACUUGAACCAGACCGAGCCGCUGGAGGUGGAGGUCAAUGCAACCGUGGCCCUGGAUUUCGAGUGUCCAAUGACCAGGGAGAAGUAUGAGAAGCUGUGGAAGCUCAUUGCCUAUUAUAGCGAGGUCCCUCUGAAGCUCCACCGAGAACCCAAGGCCGGGAAGGAGCCCAGAGUGCCCUCUGAGUACAGGCAGGACGUGGACGAUGAGGCCCUCUACUACACGGGCGUCCGGGCCCGCAUCCUGGCUGAGCCCGCCUGGGUCACCCAGCCGACCAUCGACCUCCAGCUGGACCGGCGUCAAAGUAUGGCCAGGAAGGUGCUCCUGUCCUACCAUGCACAGUUUUCACAGACGGUGUCCUCCAAGGACCUGGGACGGGCAGGCAGCAGGAGCUGGGUGAUGGUGGAGCUGGACGGAACCGGGCAAACCACUAAGACCAUCCUGGAAGGAACCUCUUUCCAGCUGAGCUGCAACGUCAGAGCCUCCCAGAGCCCCUCCAUCUUCUGGGUGCUGCCGGACGGCUCUGUCCUUCACGCUCCCGUGGACGACCCCGACAGCAGGUUCUCCGUCCUCAGCAGUGGUCAGCUGAGGAUCCGGUCGGCUGAGUACACGGACUCGGGCCUGUACCACUGCGUCGCUCAGGUGCCGGAUGAAACGGACCGGAUGGUGUACAGGAUUUCGGUCCAGACGCCGGUCAGCCAGCCCCCCGAGAGACACACAGUGACCGUCGACAAGAACCCCGGGGAGUCGGUGACGUUACCGUGCAGCGCGCUAGCCAUCCCCGAAGCACAGCUCAGCUGGGUCCUCCCAGACCGAAGGAUCCUCAACGGAGCGUCCAACACGUCUCACACCUACUUGCUGGACAGCGGGGCCCUCUACAUCCCCAAGGCGCGAACCAGUGACAGUGGCCACUACAGAUGCGUGGCCGUCAACCUGCAAGGCACCGACCAUUUCACGGCGGGGGUCACGGUGAACAGGAGAGGAUCCGGCAGGACCUCAAAGAGAGGCCGGCGUCCUGGCUCCAGGGGGCGAGGGGACGUGGUCGAAGACGAAGGUGGCUCAGGGGUGGGAAGCGAGGACCACGUUCCGAGGAGGACUGUCCUUCCAGGGGACACAGACGGGUUCAUGCAAAGAAAGGACGAGUCGGAAGCCGAAGGUGGGAAGCCCAGGAAAGGCCGUCGGAAAUGGAAACUUUGGAAGAAUCCCGAGAACAAGGAACCGGAGGCCAAGGUCGCCGAAGGCCGGAGAGGAUUUGAAUCCAGGAGGAAGAUUAACAUGUCGAACAAGCAGAUCAACCCAGAACGCUGGGCAGAUAUCCUUGCCAGAGUCCGAGGGAAGAAUGUCCCCAGAGUGACCAACGGCCCACAGGUCACGCAGAGCACGACCCCUUCCUCCGUGGCGGUCAUGGAGGUGGGACCUAUCUCUCCUGCUCCACCACCACCUUCAGUGUCUCCCCCACAGACGGCGAUCGACACAGAAGAAUUGUCGGCAGAUAUGACUGUAGUCGAGGAGGACGAGCUGUCCACACCCUUGUCAACGAGGUCCUCAACCAAGGUGGUGCCAGAACAUGACCACCACGAGGUCAUCUUCGCUGAGCCUGAAGUAACACGCCAUCACCUAGAAGUCACCCGCGAGAAGACAGAGGACGACUCUUCUUCUGCCGAAGAGGACUCAUCCAUCUCCACGUCCACGUCUUUGCCCUCCGAGUCCACCUCUUCUUCUCCGUGGACCCAGGACACGUUCUAUGAAGAGCUUGUCCUGGAGGAGGUAGUAGCAUCCGAGAGUGGGCCCACUGCCCCAGGCUUUGGACCCUUGUCCCCAGUCACAGACGAUACAGACGAGGGUCCAUUGGAUGCCGUCUCUGUGGGAGACUCUCAAACCGAAGCACCUCUCUACUCAGACUUAGAGACUGAUUCUCAAGCCCUUGAGGAGGUGGUGGAAGAUCUGACCACCACAGACUUCACGCCCACUCCUACCUGGCAGACUGUGGACUCCAGGUUGCCAGAGUCGGAAAGGGAACUCGAUGGACCAGUGCUGAUACAUCGACAGGGACACACGGACAAUCCCCACGCAAUGGAAGGAGACGUGGGUGCUCAAGGGAUGUCUUCAAUGGGCCAAGAGUACUCUCAGAUGCCAGGGCAAGGCGACGUGCUGGUCAGAGAACCCACAGACUCUGGACAGCCCACAGAUGAGGGCUCUGAACACAGGGAUCAUGUGUCUCCCUUAAAUCAGAUAAGAGAAGCCGCUUCUGCUCCCCGCGUUGACGGGUCCACCGUGACAGCAUCCACGCGGGUACCCAAGCCGGGGGCCACCCCACCCGCCACGCUGACCACACGCCCUCCUCGUAGAAAGUCCAGCGGAAGGAGGAAGUCACGGCCGCACAAAUGGCGCCACCGGCAGAAGCAGGCCCAGGCAACGACUCCCAGCCCCAUGGAGAUGCCUUCUGCGUCUCCUGUUAGAGGCUCCGAGGUCCCGGGCCAAGCCGAGGGUCCUCUCGUCUUGAUAUCUGAGGCCAAGGAUGGCACAGCAGAUGUUCACAAACAGUGGGAGGCGGUGACGCCUGGCAAGCCGGUGACCAAAGGGAUGAGACGCAAGCAUUCACGGAAGCAAAACAAGCAUCGAGAUGUUGCUUCUACCAUGAGCUCAAGGGACACGGUGCCCAAGACCACCUCGCUCCCAGAAAAGAUGAGCUAUGUCCUAGAAAAUAAACAUAAACAUGGGGCUACCCAGCUCCCCGAAAUGUUCCACUUCUCUACAGAGGUUCCCCCAAAAGCCAGGAACCCACACGAGACAGGGAGAGCAGGAGAUUCUCUGACGAUCACUCCCAAAGUGCACCUACCAUUCAGUCAACUGCAAGACAAAAGUGUAGUCACAGAUCAACCCAUCUCAGACGGGGGGGAAAUGAAGAAGGCUGCUGAAAGUGUGGACCACGAUGACCAUAAAUCCAGCACUCCCGUCCCCACUGAAUUAGGAACCAAUAUCAUUUCAUUAUCUGCUGGCUUGACUGCCUCCACCGUGGAAGAAUUGAUCAAAGACCCCUCAGGGUCUCCAGAAACUCUACAUUGGCCUGCUCCAAGCCCAGCCCAACCAUGGAGACCAGAGACCAGCUUCCCCGAUGGCGGUGUCCAAGAAACUCAGACGGACCCAUCCCGUUGGAAAAAGUUGGAAAACCCAUACGUUUCUUCUGAGUCUCCGUCCUCCACAAUCGUCUCCACACUGGCUUUUGAAAAACUUGAUGUUUCUACCACCCUUUCAGCCCAAAGACCUGAGUUACAUUCAAGCCAUGGAGACACCACGAGCCACGGUCAGGAUCGGCAAAUGCCCACCCUGGCGACUGUCCCUCCUGCAGUCGGGCCACAGGCUCACACCCCGACUCCUGGCUCAACGGGUGAGCCAACGUCCACAUCCCCACCCAAGGUGAUGGUGUCUCUGGUGGUAGAAACCACCACAAUACCCACAUCUCUUCCCUCAGGAACCUCUCCCACACCCACAGAACCCAAAGAAAAGGUUGUGUUUACGUCUUCUAUGGGUAUCUUAAAACCCCAAGACCCCCAACUCCACAAUGAGGGGGCCCAGGACCAAGAGAAGCCAAAUGGAUUUUCUCCUCCAGCUUUCCAGAGAUUCAGCACCACCUUCUCUCCAAAGGAGGGCUGGAUGGAGGAGGUGAAGGAGGAUGGUGCUUCAGAUACUCUACCUCGAGGUCCAGCGGUUUGGCACCAGGAUAGAAGAGGACACAUCUCCCACCAACCAGGCAUCACUUUCCCCCAACCUACCCCUUCAAGGUGGACCUCGAGCCCACCCCCUAAGGCCACUCAGAGCUCCUCCAGAUACUUCAUGGCGUCACCACCAGCACGCCACACGUUUGCCGUUGUGACGAACAAGCCAGAAGUCACCGCCUAUCCUCCAAAGCCUGUCCCGGGGAGUAAGUUCUUUGUGUCUCCAAAAUUCGCAUCCAGAACAACUCCUGCUCCAUGGCCCGGACCCCAAAGCCACUCCCCGAAGCCACACGGUGACCUUGAAACCAGCUUGUUCAAUGGCCACGCCAAAGUAUUUGGCAGUAACAACAUCCCUGACCAAAGGCGUCCUGUUGAAAAGCCACCAGGCUCAAGACUUCCUCCACAUUUGCAGGGGAAAUACCCAUUCUUCUUAAACAAGACUUUGGCAUUCUCGCAGAUAGCGGGCACCCUGAAGCCCCCCAUGCCCACCUUCCCCAGCUCGGUGACCAGAGAGAGGAAAGUCCAGUUGGGAUCUCACCACAAGGUCUUUUCUCAAAGCGUCUUUCACAUAGACUUUGGUCCUCCUGCUCCUCCGUUGUCCCACCCUCCCAGGGCCACCAUGCCACCAUUGACCAACAGACACGUCGUCCUCCCGGUCCAUCCAACCUGGAACGCCAUCCCUUCCACUGCGUCCCCCGGGCAGCCUUUCCGAAACUUCCCUCAGAGCGGCUCAAGGCUCUUCUCCUCCAUCGGAGGCCCCCCUGCGUCCAAGUUCUGGAUGCUCGGGGAGAAACCCCAGAUUGUCACCAAGUCCCCGAAGACCGUGUCCGUCACGGUGGAUGCUGACGCCGUGUUUCCGUGCGAGGCGACAGGCAAACCCAUGCCGUUCGUGACCUGGACAAAGGUGUCUACAGGUGCGCUCCUGACCCCCAACACCCGUCUGCAUCGGUUCGAGGUGCUCAAGAACGGCACGCUGGUCAUCCGGAAGGUCCAGCAGCAGGACCACGGCCAGUACCUGUGCACUGCCAAGAACCUCCACGGCGUGGACACCAUGCCCGUCCAUCUGUUUGUCACCACGCAGCAGCCCCAGAUCCUGGCCUCCCACUACCAGGACGUCACUGUCUACCUGGGGGACACCAUCGCCAUGGAGUGCCUCGCCAAGGGCACCCCCGUCCCCCAGAUUUCUUGGAUCUUUCCCGACAGAACGGUGUGGCACAGCGUGUCCCCCGUGGAGAGCAGGGUCACGCUGCACGAGAAUCGCACGCUGUCCAUCAAAGAGGCUUCCUUCUCCGACCGUGGCGUCUACAAAUGCGUGGCCAGCAACGCGGCGGGGGCCGACAGUCUGGCCAUCCGCCUGCACGUGGCCGCGCUGCCCCCGGUCAUCCAUCAGGAGAAGAGAGAGAAUAUCUCGCUGCCCCCGGGGCUGAGUAUCCACGUCCACUGCACGGCAAAAGCUGCCCCUCCACCGACCGUGCGCUGGGUCUUGGGCGAUGGCACCCAAGUGCGCGCGUCGCAGUUCGUGCGCGGGAAUCUCUUCGUCUUCCCCAACGGCACGCUCUACAUCCGACACCUGGCCCCGAAGGACAGUGGCCGCUACGACUGCGUGGCCACCAACUUGGUGGGCUCGGCGCGCCGGACCGUCCAGCUGACCGUGCAGCCCUCCUCCGCCAACGCGCGCAUCACCGCCACCUCUCCAAGGAGGACCGACGUGCGCUAUGGCGCGACCUUGCGCCUGGACUGCAGCGCUUCGGGGGACCCCUGGCCACGCACACAGUGGAGGCUGCCUUCCCAGAGGAUGGUGGACCCGCUUUUCAGCUUCGACCCCAGGAUCAAGGUCUUCCCCAACGGGACGCUGGUGGUGAGGGCGGUGACUCAGAAGGACUCUGGAAAUUACCUGUGCGUCGCGCGUAACGAGAUGGGAGACGACUUCGUGGUGCUCAAGGUGAACGUGGUGAUGCAGCCGGCCAAGAUCGAGCACCAGGAGCAUGACCAGCGCGUGCCCUACGGCAGUGACCUGCAGGUGGACUGCGUGGCCACGGGGCUGCCGGACCCCGAGAUCUCCUGGAACCUCCCGGACGGGAGCCAGGUGAUGCAGUCGGAUGAGGGCGGCGCUGCGCGCACCAAGCGCUUCGUCGUCUUCCACAACGGCACCCUGUACUUUAACGAGGUGGGUCUGCGCCAGGCCGGCGAGUACACCUGCGUGGCGCAGAACCAGGUGGGCAAGGACGAGAUGAAAGUGAGGGUCAACGUGGUGGCCGCCCCGGCGGAGAUCAGUAACAAGACCUACUCCGUGGUCCAGGUCCCUUACGGAGACGUGGUCACCGUGUCGUGCCACGCCAAAGGGGACCCCGCGCCCCGGGUCACCUGGCUGUCCCCGACGCACAGGCUCAUUCCGGCCUCUUCUGAGAAGUACGAGGUCUCCGCCGAUGGCACGCUCGUCAUCCGCAAGGCACAGCGCUCGGACAGCGGCAACUACACGUGCGUCGUGCGCAACAGCGCAGGCGAGGACCGCAAGGCUGUGUGGGUUCAGGUGCGCGUCCAGGCGCCCCAGAUCAACGGUAGCCCCAACGCCAUCACCACCGUGCGAGAGGUGGCCCCCGGGGGCAGCCGCAAGCUCAUUGACUGCCGCGCUGAGGGCAUUCCAGCUCCACGGGCCCUGUGGGCCUUUCCCGAGGGGGUGGUCCUGCCCGCCCCCUACUACGGCAACCGCGUCACAGUGCACCGGAACGGCACGCUGGACAUCCGCAGCUUGCGCCCCAGCGACUCCGUGCAGCUGGCGUGCAUCGCGCGUAACGAGGGCGGCGAGGCCAAGCUCAUCGUCCAGCUCACGGUGCUGGACCCCGCAGAGAAGCCGGUCUUCAGGGACCCCGUGGACGAGCGCAUCAUCGCCUCCGCCGGACACACCAUCAGCCUCAACUGCUCGGCGGCCGGCGCGCCCGCGCCCACGCUCCUCUGGCUGCUACCCAACGGGACGGAGCUGGCCAGUGGCCGGAGGCUGCGCCGCUUCUUCCACCAGCACGAUGGCCGGCUUCACAUCUCCAGCCUGUCCCCCGCGGACGCAGGCCCUUACCGCUGCGUGGCGCGCAAUCCCUCGGGACACUCGGAAAGGUUGGUGUCCGUGCAGGUGGGGCCUCAGCCGGCUGCGCACAACGCCGUGAGCGUCACGCACGGGGACACGCUGCACCUUAACUGUCCGCUGCGCAUAACAGCUGGCCGGCCCUCUCCAGUGUCCUGGACGCUCCCCAGCGGCUUGGUUCUUGGGGUCCCGCAGGCCGUGGGGCGCUUUGUGCUUUGGGAUAAUGGCACGUUGACGGUCCGCGAGGCCUCGGCGCUAGACCGGGGCAGCUACGCUUGCAGGGUGGACACGGCGGUGGCCAGCGUGCCGGUCAUCGUCAUUGCCUAUCCGCCGCGCAUCACCAGCGAGGCGGCGCCGGUGGUGUACGUGCGCACGGGCAGCGCAGUGCACCUGAGCUGCCUGGCCGUGGGCAUCCCCAGGGCGCGCGUGAGCUGGGAGCUGCCUGAUGGCGCACGGCUGACCGCAGGAGCGCACGCCCGCGUCCACGCCAACAAGAUCCUGCAGCCCCAGGGCGCGCUCACCGUCCAGCUCACCUCGUCCAGGGACGCUGGUUUGUACAAAUGCUCCGCAGAGAACGCGGUGGGCAGAGACUCCAAGACCACCUACGUCCACGUGUUCUGA
Messenger RNA from Elephantulus edwardii (Cape elephant shrew), 8322 nucleotides. RefSeq names its product matrix-remodelling associated 5 (gene MXRA5). The coding region runs from base 1 to 8322 and encodes 2773 amino acids. Lineage: Eukaryota; Metazoa; Chordata; Mammalia; Macroscelidea; Macroscelididae. The transcript is spliced from 5 exons. Gene Ontology annotation, cellular component: extracellular region. Gene Ontology annotation, molecular function: protein binding. The record is from RefSeq and is a predicted model, not a curated record.